AUGCCGGCCCGCGCGGCGCAGCGCGCGCUGCUCGCCCUCGCGGGCCUCGCGGGGGCCAGCGCGCACGGCGCCGUCACGAGGCCGAGCCCCCGGCGCCUGGCCUCGAGGCCGUACUGCCCCUGGUGCAUCGGGGAGCACCAGGCGCUCGCCAACCCGUGGGGGAUCGUGAACCGGAGCGUCGUGCCGUCGUCCCCGUGCAUGGGCACGUCCCGCGCGGACCGUGCGUACACGCCCGCCGAGUUCUCCCAUUACGGCGGCCUCGUGGAGGAGGCCUCGGGCGCCUACGUGGCCGGGGAGCCCUUCGAGACCACCAUCGUGCUCGACGCGGACCACAACGGCGACGCGAGGUGGAGCUUCUGCCCACACCUGGAGGCGGAGACCGAGGAGUGCUUCGGCAGGGCGGAGCAUUUGCUCACGGAGUGGACUGACGUCCACGCGCAUUGGGGCGAGGCCAGCACCCAGGACCACGCCUUCGACGGUCGGCACUUCCCCCAGACGGUGCGCUUGCCCGCGAGCGUGCCGCAGGGAGCGGUGACGCUCCGGUGGCAGUGGGUGUGCAAGUGGACGGACGAGGUCUUCGUCUCGUGCAUCGACGUUCACGUCGCCGCUGGCUCGUCGGUGACGGCGCCCGUGCCGACAUCCGCGCCGACGUCUUCGCCCACUUCUGCGGCCACGGCGGCGCCAUUCCCAGCUCCGACGCUGGCGCCCACCGCUGUGCCCGUUCAGCCGCCCGUCACCGCGCCUUCGCCGGCGCCAACUGCUGCGCCAAGCCCAGCGCCGACCUCGCCGCCCACGCAGCCCCUCCUCUCCGCGCCCUCGCCCGCGCCGACGCCGACGCCCUCCUCGGUGCCAGCCCCAGCCCCAGCGCACGCGUGCGUGGGCGAGUGGCAGAAGUGUGGUGGGCAGGGCUGGACUGGCCCCGACUGCUGCACGGCCGGCCUGGCCUGCGCCUUCGAGAACGCGUGGCACUCGAAGUGCAUGCGAGACGAGUACGGCGGGCCGUGCUCCGAGAACUGGGAGCAGUGCGGCGGGGAGGGGUGGCGCGGGCCCACCUGCUGCGCGCCAGGGCUCCAGUGCGAGUCCCUGAGUGGUCACUACUCGCAGUGCCGCCCCGAGGGCACCGCGGCGCUCGUGCGGAUUAGGGACCACCACGGCGGCUUCCUCGCGAGGGGCCCAGUGCUGUUCCAGACCGCGGCCGCAGUGCUCGAGGGGGGCGGGCGCUGUGCUGGCGCCGGUCCGAGCAGCUCCCUCUGA
Prorocentrum cordatum is the source of this 1254-nucleotide messenger RNA. The record is from the annotation of a GenBank genome assembly. NCBI's taxonomy places the organism in Eukaryota, Dinophyceae, Prorocentrales, Prorocentraceae.